AUGUCCCGCGUCGCCAGCGUGGUGUGCGCUGUUUCCCUGGCGCUCUACGGCGCCAGCUGCUUCAUCCUGCCGGCCAGCACGCCACGUGGCGCGCCGCAGCAGGGUGCCGGCGCGGUUGUGCAGCAGCCAAGUGCUGCCGCCACUCAGGAGUCCGAGUCCGCUGGAUCUUGGAGCCCUCUCGCCAUCGGCGCUGCCCUGGGACUGCUGGCCGCAGUGGCCACCACCCGGCCUGCCCUGGCGGCGGACCUGGAGAACGGCGAGGCCGUGUUUCAGGGCAACUGCACGGCCUGCCAUGCUGGUGGCAACAACAGCAUCGUGGCUGAGAAGAAGCUGAAGAAGGAUGCUCUGGUCACCUACGGCAAGUACGAUGUGAGCGCCAUCAUCACCCAGGUCACCAACGGCAACGGCUCCAUGCCUGCCUUCGGUGACAAGCUGGGCCCUGAUGACAUCGAGGAUGUGGCGAACUACGUGUACAACAAGGCGGACAAGUGGUAA
Molecule: messenger RNA, 495 nt
Organism: Effrenium voratum
Lineage: Eukaryota; Dinophyceae; Suessiales; Symbiodiniaceae
Source: the annotation of a GenBank genome assembly